AUGGCAAUACCACCUGCAAAAAAUGAUAGCAAAGCCAAUCAACAUGCCGCUGGUGCUCGGUUUCGUCAACGAAAAAUAUCGGUUAAACAACCGUUGUCCAUCUAUAAACAGAGUGAUCUACCGACACUAGAUGGCUCUGAGUUGGAGCCGAGUCAGGUGCAUCAUCUACAUUCAAAUAAUAUAGGACAACCAGCGCGUGAUGUUCACGCAGUUGAAACGGGUGUCGAUAAAAAUGAGGAGGAAGAAGUACACUUGCAAAAGGUAAUCAAUGCGGCUCAGAAAGCGUUAUCGAGCGCAAGUUCUGGGAAAGCAAACGAAGUGUAUAUACCGACACCGGAUGCUUCUAAAAUCUGGCAUGAGGCUUCAAAGUAUUAUAAGGAUCAGAAGUUUAAUGAGCCAGAGACAUACAUUAAAUUUAGUGCCACUGUGGAGGAUACCGUUGGCGUUGAAUACAACAUGGACGAAGAGGAUGAAGUUUUUUAUCGAGAAGUUCUUUCCAAAAUUCAACCAACAGGAAAAAGGAAACAAGAUGACCUGGGAAAGUGUACCGAGCUCGAAUUUGAAACGAUUUGUGACCGAUUGGAAAAAACAAUUGAGACUAGACAACCCUUUUUGUCGAUGGAUCCGUCGAAUAUAUUGUCAUACGAGGAAAUGUCAAAGUAUAUUAUCAAUCAAUUUGAAAGCACAAUAAAAACCAGCAACCCGUACAUUGAAUCCAGCGGUGGAAAUUUGGAAUACCUAUCCACAACAACCCUAAAAGAGAGGCUCUCAAAGGAAAUUAAUUACAAACCAUUCACAACCCUUUUUGAUAGAGACCAGGAGCAUACAACACAAGUGCGGCCGAUUCCUAAAUUAUUUGAACUUUUCGGAAGAGCAGUAUACGACCAUUGGUCAAAGAGAAAAAUUGAGAGAAAGGGACGAUCGAUUCAUCCAACCCUUCGAUUUGAGGACCCCAAUGCAAAUGAAAAAGAUAAUGAGAAUGAUCCGUACGUCUGUUUUAGAAGACGUGAGUUUAGGCAAGCGCGUAAGACAAGAAGGGCUGACACAGUUGGUGCAGAGCGUAUUCGUUUGCUACAGAAAUCACUUCAUCGUGCACGCGACUUGGUAAUGGGCGUUUGUGAACGAGAAAUUUUGAAUUUACGAAAUUUGCAGGCUGAAUUUGACAUAUUCAAAGUUCGUUCAGAGGCGAAGUCUAUCAAGAGAGAGCUUGGAAUCAAGGGCGACGAUUAUUUGUUCUUUCCACAUAAGAAAAGAAGAAUCAUCAAACCCAAAGAAGACGAGGAGGAGAAAGAAAAGAAAAAGGAAAAGAGGAAACAAGAACAAGAGCAAGCUGCAAGAGCCCAGCAACAACAACAACAACAACAACAACAACAACAACACAUCUUGCAACAGCAAAAUGCGAGCCAGCAGAACCAAAGAGACGGAACAUCCACAAACCAACCUUAUGUCAAGUUGCCACCGUCCAAGAUUCCAGAUAUGGAUCUUGUUACUGUCUCAUUAGUUUUGAGGGAGAAGAACGAGACCAUCAGACGAGCUGUGUUGGACAAGCUUCGUAAACGAAAAGAACAAGAUAGAGGGUUUGUCAAUGUUACUGACGAUCCUUAUGAACCGUUCUUUGACAUAUCCACCAACGAUAAAUUGGUUGAGUCGAACCACAUUCCGUAUUCGUCUAUUGCUGCUACUAAUUUUCAUCAAUUCAACACUUCAAAUUAUUUAAGUGAUCCAUUGAAGACUUUAAUAGAAGACAACAAAUCAAUACCAGGAGUUCGCACGUUUAAAGGUUCCAAUGGUGAGUUAAUACCUACAAAAGCCUUCCCUCAUACCUCAGCGCUUCUACAGGAGAAGUUUACCAAUAACAAAUUCAACUCCCCAAGCUAUAUUGCCCAGUUGUUGCAAGACAUUGAAAAUAACAACUUUGAUCAUUAUACACACGGGUUUGCCAAGGAGAGCACCGUUAAUGCAGCAAGGGAAGCCGACGAGAAUGCCAAGUUAUCAGAACCAAUCUUGAGACUACGAAAACGUGUUGGUAGAGGAGGCAGAGUGUUUCUUGAUAGACGUGGUCAAACUACCCCUGAUGUUGCUGACGAGUUUUUAGACUUUUCUGAAAUUUGCGAGGGUGAAGAAGAAGUGACAAAUGUCUACGACAGCAAAGUAGAUGAGUGGAAACGAUUGAGGUCAAGAUGGAAGUAUGAUACUGAUUUGCUGGAGUCCCAGAAAGGAGCCCUUGAUCCAUUCAGUCUCGAUCCUUCUAAGCUCAAUAAUAUCAGUGACGACACACAGGCAAUCAGAUUUGGAUCGAUGUUACUUUCCAAAUCGUAUGGACUUUUGAAGGAAUCAAUUCAACAAAAGCAGCAAUCCUUUUUGCAUCUGGCGCGGAUGAGAGCACUACAACAACAACAAUUUGCAAAUAGACAAGCUCAGGCACAAGCACAAGUUCAAGCCCAAGUUCAACACAAACAAUUGAAUAAUCAACCCCACAACGAGCACGCACAGUCAUCUUCUCCCAAUCAGCAGGUGCAAAAGCGUCCACAGUCGGAACGAAAAAGUACUCCAAACUCCAUCAACAGUUCCAAACCUCUUUCCCCAGCACAAAACUCAAUCAAUAAACUGGCAGCACACAUUCAUUGA
Lodderomyces margitis is the source of this 2628-nucleotide messenger RNA. RefSeq names its product Epl1p (gene EPL1). Gene Ontology annotation, cellular component: piccolo histone acetyltransferase complex. Gene Ontology annotation, biological process: regulation of transcription by RNA polymerase II. The transcript has a single exon. The record is from RefSeq and is a predicted model, not a curated record. Bases 1 to 2628 code for a protein of 875 amino acids. Lineage: Eukaryota; Fungi; Ascomycota; Pichiomycetes; Serinales; Debaryomycetaceae.